UGGGGCGGCCCCGCGGCCCGGCCCGGCCCGGGGCUGUGUCCCGCCGUGCCCCGCCGUGUCCCUUCGCGUCCGCCCCGCUCCCCGCUCCCAUCAUGCUGGUGCCCGUGUUCACGCUGAAGCUGAACCACAAGAUCCUGCCCCGCAUGGUGGCGCUGGGCCGGUACGACGGGACGCACCCCUGCCUGGCGGCCGCCACGCAGGCGGGCAAGGUUUUUAUUCACAGUCCUCAUGCCCGAGGGCAGAGGACAAGCACAAACCGACUGGUGCAGAGUAACCAAGAUUCGGACAUUUCUCUUCUCAACAUUAAUCAAGGGAUCACCUGUCUGGCUUCGGGAGUGCUGAACCCUCAGCUGGGUUAUGAUUGCCUUCUGGUUGGAACACAGACUAAUUUAUUGGCUUAUGAUGUGUAUAACAACUCAGAUUUGUUCUACAGAGAGGUUUCAGAUGGAGCCAAUGCAAUAGUUCUUGGAAAGCUUGGAGAUAUUUCCCCUCCACUCGCUAUUAUUGGUGGGAACUGUGCCCUGCAGGGCUUUGAUCAUGAAGGCAAUGACCGUUUCUGGACGGUUACUGGAGACAACGUUCGUUCCUUGGCACUGUUUGACUUCGAUGGUGAUGGCAAAACUGAGGUUUGUAACUGUUCACACGUGAAUUCAGCGGGUCUUGUAGUGAAAUGACAGUAAUAAAGAAAC
Messenger RNA from Empidonax traillii (willow flycatcher), 689 nucleotides. Its product is annotated as Bardet-Biedl syndrome 2 protein homolog. Gene Ontology annotation, biological process: non-motile cilium assembly. Lineage: Eukaryota; Metazoa; Chordata; Aves; Passeriformes; Tyrannidae. Bases 93 to 674 code for a protein of 193 amino acids. The transcript has 4 exons. The record is from RefSeq and is a predicted model, not a curated record. Gene Ontology annotation, cellular component: ciliary basal body; motile cilium; BBSome.